AUGGGCGCGCCGCUGGUCGCCGCCGUCGUUGCGGUGACGCUCAGCGUUGUCGUGCUCGGCCAAACCAGCCGCGCCACGGGCAAGCCCGACAAGCGUGUCGAGGCCCUCAACCUCUCGAAUGCCUUUUCGUGCGCUGGCGGCCCAACCCUUUGUCCUGACGCUGGCACGUUCAAGUCGGCGGGCGGCAACCUCACGGUCACCGUCAUUGAGAUGCGCAAUUUACCCAACCUCGACGGCUUUGGCGCCGCGGGUGGGCUCACGGACGCCUUCAUCCGAGUCGCGUUUGGCACGAAUUCGCGCGACUCGUCGUUCAUCCGCAACAGCCUCAACCCGAGCUGGGCGCCGUGUCGGACGCUGGGGUGCCUCGGCUACAAGAAACCAUCCGCGAUCUCUCGUUCGGGUACCGCUUGGGACAAGGACGACGGCCUCGAGUUUGCCGACGACUUUAUUGGGGGCCUCAACCUCAACGUCAUUUACUGCACAGCUCUGACGGCGUACAAGCAAAAGACGCCGAAUGCUGGCAUGGACUCGUCCUUCGCGAUGCCGUUGCAGCCUGUGUGCGUCGAAGAGAUCUGGCUGCCACUUGCACCCGGCGAGUGCAUUGUCAACGGCACCGUGAGCACCACCCUUCCGUGCCUCCGCCUGCGCCAAACCGUCGUGCCCUUCCAGGUCCAAAUCGAAGAGACGUAUGCGACGACCCGCGUCGCUACGAUGGCCAUGGGUCUUGGCGGCUACUACGGCGACGCCACGUCGACCAUCUACGGCCGCGUCUGGACACCGGGGAACCAGCGGCUCCAGCCCUACUACAAGAUGGCCAAAUCCCAAGGCGGUGUCCUCGUCCGCAUGGACAACAACCCAGGCAUGAACAACGACUACGGCAACGCGUCGUUGGCAGGACAGUAUGGAUUCCCGCCCCUCGGGCGCUUUAGCAUCAACUUUCCGUCGGCCAUGUACGUGUUCCGACGGCAAACCGACUUUGGCUACGUCGACGCGGAAGAGUCGGCGCAGAUCGUCAACAUCGCCGACGACUUUGUCGCUGUGACGCGCAACGUGUCGGCGACGCCCGUGAACACGUACGGUGACGCGCUGGGCGGCGGUAUCGUUGUCGGACCCAACAUCCAGGCGUCCAACCGCGACAUUACGCUCUCCAUGUACUUUAUCGUGCUCGUACCGAACGAAGGCUUCUUUGACCUGGAGCCCAUUUACUCGAAAGAGUUUAGCCAGAACGCGUUUUUCCUCUCGGCGCUGCAGUUUGGCAUUGCGUUUGCGAUCCUGCUUUUCAUGUCGGUGCGCUACUGCGAGAAGAUGCACUUUCGCCUCGACCGCGUCCAGGCGUACUUGGCCGAGAUCGCAAGAGAAGUCGUCGACCACGAGGACGACGACGCUAGUAUGGCGGACGCGACGAAGCCUCUCAAGAAGGUCAAGAAACUACCCCCCUCCGUCGUCUCUCUUCUCUUCCUCUGCUACAAUGACGACAUUGCCUCGGACGACGAGGCUAACGCAACGUUUCGACGGCACCUCUACUAUGCACAGAUCGCCGUCAACGUGUGCGUCGCGUCGCCGUUUGUUGUUCUCUGGACGUGGGGCUUUACAGCCAUUUCGACCGUGCAGCCACCGGCCGUGGGCUUUUUCCUUAUUUUUAUUGGCUCCGGCGUCCUUAUCGGCUACUACGGUCUGCGCAAGUGGACGCAAAUGGGCUGGCGCAUGACGAAAGAAGUGCGCGUGGCCUUGGGCCUCGCGUGCAUCUGUGGCUUCCUCUUUCUCUUCUCGUCCAUCUUUGCCGACCCCAAAGUGUUUAUUGGCGGCGCCAACGUCGACUUCUUCUCGCUCACCGCGUUCUUUCUCUCGCUCAACAUGAUGCCAAUGAUUUGGCUCGUCUUUACAAACGACGACCAGCUGAGCAAGUCGCUCGCGCAGGUCCUCGCGGUCGUGACGAUUUCAAAAAAACACACGAGUGCGCUCCAAAAAGCCAAGCAUCUCGGAGACGCCUCCAUCAAGCUCGCUGCUGCCUCGGACACCCUCAAGCACAAGCGCGGCGUCAAGCCACUCUCGGCUUUUGACGCGCUCCUCGGUGCCCAUUAUUCGGUCGCUCGCACCAUCCCCGGGUUUGAACUCGCCGACAUUCUUCAAAACGCGUUUGUGACGCCGCCUGAGCACCAAAAACGCACCAAUCGUCGCUGCUAUGCCCUCGCGCUCGGCAUUCUUCUCGUUUACACGAUCGUGGCCAUCUUUCGGAGCGCGUAUCCGACCCAAGGCAUCGGCAUCUUCUUUACGAUUUUUAUUCUCGAUGCCACGUUCCUCCUCGUGUGGCGGGGCCAGCUCUCGUGGUCUGCCGGGUACAUUUCGCUACUGCUCGGGCUCUGCCGUGUGGCUCUGGUCGUCUCGUGCGGCACAUACUGGCUCCUCGGGCAAACCAUGGCCUUUUCCAUCCUCGGAUCGGCACUCUGUCGUGAGAUCAUUGGCCGCAACCUUCCUCGCAUGGGCGCGCGCGAAGCUGGCGGUAUCACGUUCUUUGGCCACGAUAGCUCCAAACCGCCGCUGCUUGACUUGAGUGCGACGCCCGAGUUUGGGCUUGGGUUCCUAUCGUUCUUCUUUCUGUUUUUACUCGUUGGCGUUGCGUUCACGGCAACGACGACAGUGACACUGCCCAUACUCGGGCAGCGCUGGCCACUCUACGUCUUUGGUGUCCUCGCGUUCGUGCUGGUGCUCUUCUCAGGACUCGUGCUCGCGUCGUCGCGCGCGUUCUACUUGAUGAAGCAGCACCUCCUCUCGGAGCACAGUGCCAACGUGUACUUGGGUGUCCCAGGCUUCAAGCUGCCGUUCGUCCUCGCUGCGGGCUCGGAGCUACUGGUCGUGUGCUCGGGUCUUUUCCUCUUUGCUGCGACGCAAUCGUCAUUCGUCCUGUUGACAUCGGUGUUUUUACCUGUCCUCCUCAUGCUUGGCAUGGUGGUGUGGGCGCAGUGGCGCCGAAACGACCACCGACUCGUCGUCUGGCCACCCGAAGACGGCGACGACGACGACAUGGACGACGAUGCGUUCGAUGAGGAAGCCGAGUUUGCAAAAGAAGCGGACGCAUUACGAUCGGCGUUUGUACUGCCGUCACUCCAGGCGUCGGCGCCCGGCACCGAGUUCAAAAUGCCACCACUGCCAGUCCUCAAGGGCAGCGCACUUUUGGGACUCGGCGGGGCUGCUUCGUCUGUCUUGCAACUCGCGGGCCAGACUGCUGAGAGCAGUAAGCCAGAUGAUGAUGACAAGAACAACCAAAAGACAUCGCGCGUCGACGAUGACGAUGAACUUGAGGCCGCGGCCAAGGAAGCCGACGUCGCAGAUGCCCCGCCAGUCACUACCCCCCUCGAUGAAGAUGGGAACCCAACGAUGCGUGAUAUCGAGAUCCUCGACGCGCCAGUAGCGCCGACCACGGCAACGGUCGUGGCGCCGCCGCGCAGGUCGUGCUGUGCGCGGCUUCGGGCCUUUAUAGCCAACGCCCGCAGCUUCUUGUCCCAUCCAUGGAAAAAGUACUCGGUUGUGCCCACGGCCGAGGUCGACUUUGAAAAAAUGAGCGUGAUCGACGCCUACCGGGGCGGCUACUUGUUGGAAGACGAGUACCAGACGCUGCACUGCUUUGCCGCACUGCUCGGUGGUAUCUUUCUAUAUGGAUUCUGCGCCACGUUCACCGAGGCGCCGCCGUGGAUUGGCGAGACCAUCUGGGUCGGAUCGUACAUUUUCAUCUUUUCCGUGUCGCCCGUCUUCAAGUGGUACCAUGUCGUGGAGAUCACGUCGGAUAUCCGCGCGAGUGCCCGUUUCUCGUACGGCCUUGCGUGGGUCCUGGGCAUCGCUCUCUUUGUAGAUGUACUCGAGCUCGACGUCAACGACGUGCAGUCGCUCUGGAUUCUCGUGGUGCUUAUUUACUACCCGCUCACGCUGCUCUUUAUCGUUGCAGUCUUCAAGUGGCACGACGACAAUUGGGUGCUCUCGCCGUUUGUACGGUCGGCCCUCCUCAUGUGCGCGGGCUGGUCGGUCCUCUUCCUCUUCGUCAUGUUCAUCUGGGCAUCGAUCCCAAUCGGCGGUGUCUUUGCCUUCCUCAUUAUAACGUUCAGCGUUGUCGUCUACUUUCUACUGCAAUGGGUCCGGAACGACUACUACCUCGCCCCCGUCGCGCAGCGUCGAGCAAAUCAACUCGUUGUCGGCACGGCCGUGUUCUUCAUCGCGCUCGCACUCUUCUUUGGCGUCAACUUGUUUUACUGCUUCUCGAUUAGCAUCAUUGUCAUUUUGCUCAAACUGGGCGUCAACGGUGUCGCAAUCAAGCUCUGCCGGGAGCCCGACCUCCAAAUCUUCUACUCCCCGUACGUGUUUCCGAUUUUCUCGUACAAUGCGACGACCAACAAUGUCAACAACGAAAACCAAGAGGCCGCCAACGUCUACAAGGCGCUCGGCGUCGUCUUUGCGUGGGGCUGCGUCGGCGUCAUGUUUACAGACCCGCUCGGCUUUGGCAUUGGUCUCUGCUCGCUCGCGCUCCUCGCGUUCGUCGGGUUUACCGCACACCUGUGCUCGAUCACGCCCGUGCGCAUGGGGCUCGCGACCAAGUAUGUUCACGAAGCGAUUCUGCACGAAGCAGCGACCGUCGCCAAAGAGGAGGCCGAGCUCGAGUACCAGCGGUUGUCGUAUGGCAAGCAAAAGUCGGCGCAGCUCGCUGCCGCGAUGGCUGCUGAAGCCAGCGCGGCGCCACCAGCUCGGCUCUCGGCCGCCGACAAUGCACUCGCGAUCCACGAGACGCUGUGGCAAUGCAGUCACCGUGUCACGACCAAGGGUCGCACCGUUCGCCGACGCGACGCUCUCUUUACGCUGCGCGAGAUCCUCAUCGAUGUGUUUCGUGACGGCAAAGGGCCACUGGGCUACAUUGGUUUGUUUGGGUGCGCGUACAAGGCGUAUGUACAUAUCAAGGCGCACCGAUACACACAGCGGGCGUUGCGCUUCCUGCCCGAUCGCAAACGCCUCAAACUACGUCGGUCAAUCCCAAUUCCGUUCGCGGCCACGUCGGCCGAGGAGCACGAGAUUGUGUUGCCGCCAUUGGCGGCCGAUGACGACGACGACGUGGAUGCUCCAGAAGCGGCGAGUGUCACGGAAGACACGUUGACGCUCUUGCGGUCGCUGCCGGGUCGGGACGUUGCGCUCGAUGCCGAGUUUUUCGAAGAGACGCGCUGUAUCAUCCACUUCCAGCUCCUUCUUCUCAACGCGGCGGAUGCACGCUUGAGCCGCGAACGCGUCUUGUUUCAGAAAUUUCUGCGCGAAAACCGGUUCAAACUCAUGUCCAAUGGCAUCAACCCGCCCGCCGAUAUUUUCAAAACGUCGUCGCACGCGUCGAUCGACAUUCCGCUCGUGGCCACGUGGCUCAUGUCGCUGACGCCCGAAGAGCGCGCGCGCUUCCACGCUCUAAAAGCCGCCUUUUCGCAGGAAAUGGAUCGCAAGGACGCCGUGAUUGACGCCGAAGACGCCGCGGCGCGUGCCCGCGAAGCCGACGUACGAGGCUACUGGGCGCCCCACGAAGCCAACAUGUGCCGCAAGAUGUACGAAGAGAGCGUCGCGCGGCGCACUCGGCGAGAGAGCGAAGGCAUUGCCGUCGAGACGGGUGUGCCCGAGGCCAUCAUCAACGCGCGCGAGGCCCUCGCCGAAAUCGAGUCGGGCUACGCGUGCAUUGUCGGGCAGUUUGGCCGGUCACUGCAGUUUGUGGACCCUGAAUUUCCUCCGACGUAUGCGUCACUCGCCGGCUGCGUCAAUGAAGCCGAGGUUGUCGACUGGCGCGUCUCGACAGGCAUCAACAUCACCGCCGGUCUCUUUGACGGCGGGACGGACCCGGACGACGUGCGUUUUGGGCGACUCCACGACGGCUGGUUCCUCAGCGCCGUGAGCAUCAUCGCUGCGUCCGACGGCGUCGACGACGGCAAGGUCGACGCGCUCAUCGACAACUUGUUUAUUACAAAGCAGACGUCGCUCACGGGUGCGUACGCGAUCCGGUUUUUCAAAAACUCGCAGUGGGAAACCGUCAUCGUCGACGACUACUUUCCGAUCCUGGACGACACGCACAAAAUGGACAUGAGUGGCGGCGCGGCCUUUGCCCACAGUGCGCACUUUGAAGAACUCUGGGUGCCCCUUCUUGAGAAGGCGUAUGCCAAAUACCACGGCGGGUACGCGGCGCUCGAGACAGGGUUUGUGCAUCACGCGCUACGGGACCUCACGGGCUUUGCGUCCGACGAGGUGUUUUUGGCCCAAGCGUCCCGCGGCGCGCGAAAAAAGACGCUCUGGAAGCAGCUGCUCUCGCACAAGCGCAAUCGGUUUCUGCUGGGCGCUGGCACCAUCUCGAGCGAUAAUGCCGACCACGAGAUCCUCGACACGGGCCUCGUCUUUGGCGCGUGCUACGUUGUUUACGACGUGCGCGAGAUUGACGGCCACGAGCUCGUCAAGCUCCGGAACCCGCCUGGGGACCACCCCGAGUGGCGCGGUGAUUGGGGCGACGACUCGCCGCUCUGGACGCGCCGCCUGAAAAAACAUCUCGGCAUCCGACCGGACGCCAACGACAAUACGUUCUGGAUGAGCUUUGACGACUUUUGCAAUGCGUUCCGGUGCCUCUACAUCUGCAAGUACUACGACCCUGCAAAAUGGCUCACGCAAACGUUCCAUGGCAAUUGGUCGGUCAAGGCCGACACGGCCGGCGGCCUUCCGACGCGCCACAACCCCGAUGGCGCUGUCGAAGCCAACCCGCAUUUCGCAUUGUCGGUCUCGCGCCCAACAGAGGUGAUCCUAACGAUCACGCAAAUCGACGAGAAGGGACUUGCACCAGUGACCGUGCUCCCCAUCGCCGUCUACAUCGUGGCCGGCGCGAUGGGCGACCGCGCCAGCCGUGUCAAAGUGCUGACGCGUGACGUUGUGGUCGAGCACAGCGGCCCGCCCGUCCGUGAACGCCAACUCGUUCUGCGUUGCAACCUCGCGGCUCGAACCUACACGGUGCUUGUGGCCGCCUACAAGGCGGGUAUGGAGGGUCCGUUCCAGAUGUCGCUCCAGACCAAUUAUGCGGUCGGAGUCGACCAGAUCUGGCCCGCAGUGUGGCGCGAGCCCAAGAAUCUGAACGCAGUCGAGAAGAUGGCCCUUCGGGUCAAGGACGCCGUCGCCGACUCGAGUGCGGUCGCCAAGCUCGCUGAAACGACGACCAAGUACAAAAAUAAGAUCGUCGCGGGCGUCAACGACGUACUCGAAGACGAUGAGGACGACUUGCACGAACUUGAAGAGGCCAAAGUUUCCCAGGAGAAAGCGACCAAGAAAAGCCCGUGGGUUGAGCAGUGGGACGACGCGCAGAACAAGCCCUUUUACUACAACAAGGAGACGGGCUCCGUAUAA
This is a messenger RNA of Saprolegnia parasitica CBS 223.65, 7389 nucleotides long. RefSeq lists its product as hypothetical. Gene Ontology annotation, cellular component: cytoplasm. The coding region runs from base 1 to 7389 and encodes 2462 amino acids. Gene Ontology annotation, biological process: proteolysis. Gene Ontology annotation, molecular function: protein binding; calcium-dependent cysteine-type endopeptidase activity. The record is from RefSeq and is a predicted model, not a curated record. NCBI's taxonomy places the organism in Eukaryota, Oomycota, Saprolegniomycetes, Saprolegniales, Saprolegniaceae. The transcript has 5 exons.